This is a messenger RNA of Podarcis raffonei (Aeolian wall lizard), 5618 nucleotides long. RefSeq names its product BICRA like chromatin remodeling complex associated protein (gene BICRAL). The transcript is spliced from 12 exons. The record is from RefSeq and is a predicted model, not a curated record. Gene Ontology annotation, cellular component: SWI/SNF complex. Lineage: Eukaryota; Metazoa; Chordata; Lepidosauria; Squamata; Lacertidae. The coding region runs from base 781 to 4044 and encodes 1087 amino acids. Gene Ontology annotation, biological process: positive regulation of DNA-templated transcription.
UGUGUGUGUGAGGAAGAGGGGGAUCGAGAGUGUGUGUGUGCGAGGGAGAAAGAAAAAUAAUCUUUUCAAAUCUCCUCCCUCUUUUCUUCCCCCCUCGUUUCUUUGCUUUUCUCUAAAGCUCUCUGGUCUGUGAAGCACUUUUUCCCUUUCCUCCUCCUCGGGAAAAUGGAGACGCUCCGUCUUCUCUCUCUCCUGGGCGUGAGGCUGCCAAGGAUUUUUCUUUUUCUUUUGCGUUCCUCGUUGGAUUUGCUCUCAUCGACCACCUCUUAUCAUCUUGUCAUAAUUUUCCGCUAUAUCUUUUUAGCAUGGGCUGCGCUUUUUUGGUUUUUUUACGGGGAUUCCCAAUUCGUUUCGUUUAUAUGGUUUCCCCCCCUUCUUUUGUUAUUCGGUGUUUUUCUUUUUCUUGUCUCCUCCGGUAUCGCGUUUAAAGGAAUGGAAAUGGUGAUUGUUUCUGUGUAUGUGAUUCUACGUCGGUAGGAUUAAAGAGGGUGGGGAGGGGGAAGAAAAAAGAAACCUUAAUAGUAGGCUGUAAUACACGUUUUUUAAAACGGCAAGAAUAAUAAAUAUUCUACAUCUGUAAUAACGCCUUCGUUUUUGUCUUUCGAUGAACGUGAGCUUGUUAACUGCCGCCGGAUUAGUCUUCCAACAAAGUACUUUUUUGUGGUUAAUUGAUUUUCAGUUAUGGUUACAUUAUAAUAGGGGGGGAUGGGGGAAGAGAAAGCCUUAGUUAAAAGACUGGCUUGAAAAAUCUCUGAAAUGUUGGAUCAUUUUUGAGUUGUCAUGGAUGAUGACGAUGAUGAAUCCUGUCUCUUUGAUCUUAUUGGAGAUGCACAGGCACUGAAUUAUUUCCUCCAUGGAGCAGGCAGUAAACCUAACAGUGAAGACUUGACUAAUGCAGGAUAUUCUGCAGCCAACUCAAAUUCCAUAUUCGCCAAUAUCAGUAGUUCUGAUCCUAAGUCAUCAAUCAAAGGUGUCGGUAGUCAGCUUGGAGAAGGGCCUAGUGAUGGACUACAGUUGCCAAGUAGCCUUCAGUUUCUUGAUGAUGAACUUGAAUCUUCUUCCUUGCCUGAUCUUAGUGAAGAUCAGCCUUUUGAUAUCCUCCAGAAAUCUUUGCAGGAAGCUAAUAUUACCGAACAGACUUUGGCAGAAGAGGCUUAUCUGGAUGCCAACAUAGGCCCUAACCAACAGUUUGCACAAGCUCAGCUUCAUCCUUCCUCAUCAGCAUCUUUUACUCAGGCUUCUAAUGUUUCUAAUUACUCAGGUCAGACGCUGCAACCUAUAGGAGUUACUCAAGUGGUACAGCAACCAGUUGGAGCAUCUUUUGCAAGCAAUACAGUUGGUGUGCAACAUGGCUUUAUGCAACAUGUGGGGAUCAGUGUUCCUAGCCAGCAUUUGUCAAACAGUAGUCAAGUUGGUGGUUCAGGACAGAUACAAUUAAUUGGUUCAUUUAGUAAUCAACCUUCCAUGAUGACCAUCAAUAAUCUUGAAGGGUCUCAUAUUAUUUUGAAGGGUGGUGGGCAGCAAGCACCUGGAAACAUGAGUGGUGGUCUCUUGGUUCAUAGACAAACACCUAAUGGUAACUCAUUGUUUGGCAACUCAAAUUCCAGUCCAGUAGCACAACCUGUAACUGUUCCAUUUAAUAGUACAAAUUUUCAGACAUCUUUGCCUGUGCAUAACAUCAUUAUACAGAGAGGUCUUGCUCCAAAUUCUAACAAGGUUCCCAUCAAUAUCCAGCCAAAGCCUAUUCAGAUGGGCCAGCAAACUACCUACAAUGUGAAUAGCUUGGGAAUACAGCAGCAUCAUGUGCAACAAGGGAUUCCUUUUGCUUCGUCAAACUCCCCUCAGAAUUCAGUAGUUGGUCCACAUAUGUCUGUUAAUAUUGUUAGUCAUCAAAAUGCAAGAAAAGCAGUUACCUCUCAAGCCGUAAGUAACGCCAGUGGUAGUAUUGUGAUCCAUUCUCCUAUGGGACAGCCUCAUGCACCUCAGAAUCAGUUUCUUAUACCCACAAGUCUGUCGGUAAAUCCUAAUUCGGUUCACCAUGUCCAGACCAUAAAUGGACAACUUCUUCAAAAUCAGCCUUCCCAGCUUGUUUCUGGCCAAGUAUCCACUGAGCAUGUUAUGCUAAACAGGAAUUCUACGAACAUGCUUAGAACUAACCAGUCAUAUUCAGGACAGAUGCUGAAUAAUCAGAAUGCUUCUGUACAGCUAGUUUCUGGUCAGACAUUUGCAGCUCCUGGAAGCCAAGUUAUAGUGAACCAUGGGACUUCUCAAAUUGUUAGUGGCCAGGUUCCACUACAACAGGGAUCGUCUGCUGUGUUGCAUUUAUCCCCCAGCCAAGGAAACAUUUCCCAAGGUAGAACAGGCUUUACCACAAUGUCUCCUGGACAGUCAACAGGUUCGAGUAUCUCAUCAAGCAACCGGUUUACAGUUGUAAGUUCUGCUGCUACAGUGCAUCCCAACAUUGGUCCAUCAGCCCAGACUGUUGCUUCCGGAGGAAAUUUUGCUGGAGAUCAACUUACACAGCAAAACAGAACACAAUUGUCAGUUACUGUCUCACAUCGUCUUCCAGUUUCUUCUUCCAAAUCAGUCAACACCUUUAGUCACACAUCGGCAUCCCAGCCCCAGUUUUCCUUUGGCCAGACUCAAAAAAAAGUUACCAAUUUGGUGUCUUCAGUUUCAACGUCAAAGUCACAGGAUAAUCUAAGACCACCUCAACUAACAAGUCUUUUAGGACAAGAUACCGGGGGUAAAAUCAUACAGCAGCCUAUAGGCACAGCACUGACACACCAGGAAAAAGCAGUAGGAUCAUCUUCUGCCCAAACAAAUGUACAGGUCGAUGGCCAUACAAUUGGACAAAAGAGGCCUGCUGCUAAACAACUAACAAAAGGAGCCUUUAUUCUACAGCAGCUACAGAAGGACCAGGCACAUGCUGUGACUCCUGAUAAAACUCAGUUCAGAUCUUUAAAUGAUGCAGUCCAGAGACUCCUCUCAUAUCAUGUGUGCCAGGGAUCACUGCCAACAGAAGAGGAUUUAAGAAAAGUGGAUAAUGAAUUUGAAUCUGUAGCCACACAGCUCCUGAAAAGAACACAGGCAAUGUUAAAUAAAUACAGAUGUCUGCUCUUGGAAGAUGCUAUGAGGAUAAAUCCUUCUGCAGAAAUGGUCAUGAUUGACAGGAUGUUUAACCAGGAAGAAAGGCAAACUCUUUCCCGGGAUAAACGCCUUGCAAUAGUAGAUCCUGAUGGUUUUCUAGCAGACUUUUGUUGUCCAUCCACACAAAUUGACAAGAUCGCUGAUGAAACACAGCCAGCUGAAAGUGAUCAUCAAUCUAACAAAUCUUCAACGUCUCAAAACCAGACUGCUAAUACCCAAAUCAAAGACAGAUCAAGUUCAAGCACAGCAGAGUCUUUAAAUCACAGCAAACUUCAAGUAGUGCCUAACAAUAUUAUGAGUUCGCAACAAGGAAACAGUUCUGUUAAAAAAUCAGAAAGCCUUGCAAAAGCUUUAAAAUUUGAGAAAACAAGCUCCUCUCCUGAAAGCCAACAUAUGGCUGAUUCAGAACAAAAAAUCGCUGGCAAAAAUCCAGGAAAGUCAAAUGAAAACUCUUUAGGUUCUGAAGAUCAUUCGUCAAAAACCUUAUCAAGUGUAGAUCAUGGUAUGCAUAAUAAAACAUGUCGGAACACAGUUGAUUCUCACUCAGAGACAACAUAUAAUCAUUCCCUCCAAGACAAAACUCCUCGGAGUUCUCCAAAGAAUGAGGAUUUGCAUCCAGACAAUUUGAAAGGUUCUGGGGAACCCCAAAAGGAUUUGCUGCUCAAUAAGAGUUUAGAGACUACAUUCAAAAACAUAUUGGAACUGAAAAAGACUGGGAGGCAGCCACAGAGCGAAGCAACCGGCAGUGGCUCCCUAGAAUUAGAAUAUCCAAACUUUUCGCUUAUUUCUUCACAAGAAAACUGCCUGGAGAAAUUUAUUCCAGACCACAGUGAAGGUGUUGUAGAAACAGACUCUCUUUUAGAAGCUGCUGUAAAUAGUAUCUUAGAGUGUUAAUAGUUACAGUACCAUGGACAUAUUUCUCUUAGAAGUAAAUGUGAAUGACACCACAAGAACAGCCUGACAAAUGUCAAAGGUUACCCUUUCUAAAGUAGAUUCUGUUUUGUGUUUGAAAGCAAUACUCAUUGUGGUUACAGUGAGGUGUCCAGUAAUGUAAAACCUUGAGAGAAAGCUGUCUGGUAGGGCCUACACAUUAUGAUACAGCUUUGCUGAUCGUUUUAACAUUGCAGUUUAAUGAAACUGCAGUUCACUAGGCCCUAAGUUAACAAGGUAAUAUGCUGACAAUCACAGUCUAGUAACAGGUUUCUUAAAUAAAAUGUUAGGAAUGUUGCAUUUAAUAGGAAAAUAUCCAUUGCCUCCGCCCACUAUCACUUGAUUUUGAUAUUUAAUAAUUGGGGCUAAAAAAAUUCCCCAGUACCUCUGUUUAGAAAUGCCUAUCUCUUGAGGUUUGGAACAGAGAGAGAGGAAUUGGAAGGAGAGAAAAUGGCGCCAGUGUUUACAGGGCUUUAAACUUUUAAAGUGCUUUUCUAUGCUCAGUGAGCAGAAACAAGUAUCUUACAUAGGAAUUUGCUGUAUUGAAUUACACUGUAUAGUUUUUGUCACUUUCAGCACUGCGUAAAACAAUACAUGCUAGUCUAAGAAGCUAGUAGAUGGAAAAUUGUAUACAAAGAGGCUAUAAUAUAGCCAUAAAAUUCUGUAUAGACACACACAAAUGUAUAUAUAUAAAAACACACACACACACACACACACACACACACACACACACACACUAGUUUCAUCAAGAAGAGCUUUUUCAUUUUCUAAUUGGAUAUAGUCAAACUUAAUCUUUCUGAUGUGGUAUAAUUUUUUCUAGACCAAGUGUCAAAAGCACUUUUAUUUGGAAAUCAUUGUAGUAGUUUAUACUUUAAGGAGAUAAUAGCCUUAACCUGAACAAUUUAAAGGCCAGUGUUUGCUAUUUGCUUAUUUCUGCUUCUUGCUGUUCAAGAAUGUCUGUCAUCUGUAGCAGCAGUUAUAGUUACCAAAAUAUGUACAAACCAAAGUUAAUUUUCUAUCCCAUUAAAAAAUUAUAGGUUGAAUUUAGAAUUUGCCGUCCUCAAAUUUGGACUUUGCCUUCUGUUCAUGGAGGGCUUUUAAUCCAGUGGAGGAGCCUGAUGGCGGAGGAGGCUGCAACUUUUGCAGAUUCUUCUUUCCUCCUACAAUGCUCAGUACCAUUUCCCAAAUUGUUCAAACGGGUUUCCCAACCCGCAUCUGGAGUGGAUUUUCAUAGGGCUGCAGGGGAAGGGAUAAUUAGGAAAUGUCACUUCUUCCUCAUCAACCAACGGGAGAGUCCCUGAAUCCAAGCCUAUCUCUAAAGGCAUUUAAUACAUAAUCUAGAGCCAAAGGAACCCCUUGCAUGUUUGCAUUUGGCUAGUUGUCAUCAUGACAAUAUAAUUAUUUAUUAUUUUAACCCAUGGCAUUUCCCCAUUCUUCCUGUGUGUUUUAGAAAUUAUUCUACCACCAUCACCAGUGCUGCUAGGUAAAUUGCUUUUGUGCCACUAGUAAGAGGGAUGUGGCAUGUAUGCCUACUAAAA